AUGUUCCCCUUUGACAUUUUGCAGAGGACUUAUACCAUCAUAUUUCCUCCGACUGCAACUAAGAAUGACGAUGCUAUCCGGAUCGGGCUGCUAGGGGCCUCCAAGAUAGCACCAUUUGUUGUUGUAAACCCGGCCAAGUCCCAUCCAGAUGUCAUCGUGGCAGCUGUGGCAGCUCGUGAUAGUGAACGCGCAAAACGAUAUGCCAAGACGCAUGGAAUUCCCAUCGUGCAUUCAUCUUACCAAGACCUGAUAGAUGACCCAUCGAUUGAUGCAAUCUACGUUGCUCUGCCGAAUGGUCUGCACUACGAAUGGGCCCUGCGAUCCAUUCGUGCAGGAAAGCAUGUUCUUCUCGAAAAACCUUCUUGCUCAAAUGCCAUUGAGGCGAAGCAGCUUUUCAAUCAUCCGCUGGUGACCGCCAAAAAUGCACCCGUUCUCCUGGAAGCCUUCCACUAUCAAUUUCACCCAGCCUGGCAGACAUACCUCUCGGAGGUUCGUAAGUCUCCGGGUAGCAUCAAAAGCGUCCAUGCUGAAUUUCUCCUAUCACCCGGCCUAUUGGGGUCUGACGAUAUUCGGUUCACGUAUGACCUAGGCGGGGGUUGCAUGAUGGAUGUGGGAACCUACGCUCUUUCUAUCGUUCGUCAGAUUCUAGGACGGGAGAAGGUCCUCGAGCCUGUUGAAGUGAGCUAUCGUGGAUUGCCGCCAGGAACGGACGGAAAAGCCAAGGAGCCACAAAUUGAUGAGGCGAUUGACGCGAAAUACCGCACAGCUGAUUCAGUCGAUGUCCACAUAAGUGGCGACCUUGUUACUAGAGGGAAUUGGCCUUCCUUCUUCCCGGCAUCAUUGACCCGGAGAUUACCAUCUUUCAACUGGCCAAAGAGCUCGGUUACUUUCGAACCUGUAGUCGUUGACUCUCAGAAUGGGGAAGGUCAUACUCCGUCCCAGCACUUUAUGCAACGAACUUUGACAAUGCGGAAUCCUUUAAUUCCAACGUUCUACCAUCGGAUUGAUAUUUCGGAUCAGCACAUCCUGCGACAGGGAGAUCAUAUUACCAAGACCUGGAAUGAGACAACUUACAAAACGGCAUAUAACUGGCCCGAAGGAGACAAACGUGCUGCUGUAUACAAAGACUGGUGGACCACGUACCGCUGUCAGUUGGAAGAAUUUGUGAAUAGAGUCAAGGGUCGUGAAGGAUCUGGCGUCUGGGUUGAUGGGAAAGAGAGUAUUGCGCAGAUGGAGACCAUUGAUCGGACUUAUGAGAAAGCUGGAUUGCAACUUCGGCCAACCAGUACAUUUGAGUUGUAG
This is a messenger RNA of Penicillium daleae, 1302 nucleotides long. RefSeq names its product Gfo/Idh/MocA family protein. The record is from RefSeq and is a predicted model, not a curated record. Gene Ontology annotation, molecular function: nucleotide binding. Lineage: Eukaryota; Fungi; Ascomycota; Eurotiomycetes; Eurotiales; Aspergillaceae. Bases 1 to 1302 code for a protein of 433 amino acids. The transcript has 3 exons.